Messenger RNA from Doryrhamphus excisus (bluestripe pipefish), 1276 nucleotides. The record is from RefSeq and is a predicted model, not a curated record. Lineage: Eukaryota; Metazoa; Chordata; Actinopteri; Syngnathiformes; Syngnathidae.
UUCACUUCAGGUAAGAUGAAGAGGAAACAUUAUGGAAAAACAGAACAAGUAAUAAUUCAUGUGUUGUUUGUUUUUUUCCAGGUGUUCGUGACUGCAACAACCAUGAAGGCUGUAGCUCUCAUCCUCGCCCUGGCAGUCAUCACUGGCUGCAACGCCCGUGUGGUGCGCCAGGCCGAUGCCACCCAAAAGAACUGGGAGGAGGGCGUGGAACGCUUCUGGCAGUACAUCUCUGAGCUGAACCAGAAGGCCGAUGGCGUGGUGCAGACCAUCAAGACCUCUCAGCUCAACAGAGAGCUCGACACCCUGAUCACAGACACCAUGGCUGAGCUGACAGCAUACAAAGACGACAUCCAGGCCAAACUGAGUCCUUAUGCCACCGCCUCCACCGGUCAGCUGACCACCGACCUGCAGCUGCUGGCCAACAGGCUGCAGAAGGACAUGCUGGACGCCAAGGAGCGCAGUACCGAGUACCUGGGUGAGCUGAAGUCCAUGGUGGAGCAGAACUCCGGUGACGUGCGCGGCCGCAUCGGCUCCUACACACACAAGCUGAGGAAACGCCUCACCAAGGACACCGAAGACAUCCGCAACAUUGUGACCACCUACCUGAGCGAGAUACAGUCCCGCACCUCCCAGAAUCUGGACACGGUCCGACAGAACGUGCAGCCCUACGUCCAACAGGCCGGCGACACUGCCUCUCAGAAGCUGACCGACAUCUCCACCAUGCUGCAGAGCCAGGCCGUGGGUCUGGGCCAGCAGCUGGAGAGCCAAGCCGAAGGUCUCAGGACCCAGCUGGAGGCCACCGCCGAGGAGCUUCGCACCUCUCUGGAGGGUAAGAUCGAUGAGCUGACCGAGCUCUUCUCCCCUCUUGCCACUCAGAUCCGUGAAAAGUUCGACACCAUUGUUGAGAAGGUCAAGGAGACCGCCACAGUUUAAAAAGAGACUUUGAAAAGGGUCUGUGAUGUCUCACAACCCUGGAAAAGGAGGAAGUUGAGCGUUACUGAUUCAGUCUUCACUUAUAGCUUUGCUCUUUUUGUAAUCUUUACGUCAACAUUUUGUUGUAAAUACACGAACCCAGUGGGCCAAACAGGGCGAAACCACCAUCAAUGCACCCAAAAUGCAAGUUCUUCAUUUCAAUAAACACUUUUUUUAAAACCAUGGUGGGGGCUCCUAUGAGUCGUUCCGUCAUCUGCCGCUAGUUGCUUGUUAGCAUGUAGCUCUGUCCACCAUGCUGCUGUCUGGUGUGAACAAAAGUGAAUAAAGAAGCCAGAAAACUCUG